GAAGAGUGACAAUCCGGUGUUUGCGAUUGUCUACUUGUCAAUUACGUGGUAUUUACACCGAGGGUAUAUUUGAACAUGCAGUGUUUCUAUUUCUAAGAUUUUAAUUAAUAUUUGAAUUACGAAAUCAACAUGGUAUAUUACUAUAUUUUACUAACAUUUUAUAGUAUUUUUCUGCUCUCUGUUAGUGCUCAAGUGGCUCCUGGAGUGCCACCUCAACGAUAUCAGCAACCACCUCAACAGUAUCAACAAGUACCACAACAACAGUAUCAACAGCAAGUGCCACAGCAACAGUAUCAACAAGUACCCCAACAACAGUAUCAACAGCAAGUACCACAGCAACAAUACCAACAAGUACAUCAACAAGAAAAUCAUCAAAUACCCCAACAACAGUUUCAACAAGUACCUCAACAUCAGGUUCCUGCUCAUCAGGGAGGCACUGACAAUCAAAGAGGUCAUCAUCAUAAUUCGGGUCCCAAAAAAGUGCUAAAUGCAGCUAAUGUUGCCCAAGAAGCUCAGCAUAUACAAGAACAUAUGGAUGUGCCAAUUGAUACAAGUAAAAUGACUGAACAAGAAUUACAAUUUCACUAUUUCAAAAUGCACGACGCUGAUAACAAUAACAAGUUGGAUGGUUGUGAACUGAUCAAAUCACUGAUACAUUGGCACGCUGGUGAUGAUAAGGUGAAAUCUCUGACUGAUAAAGAAAUUUCCAAUUUCGUCGAUGACGUUUUAACAGAUAUGGAUAAAAAUAAAGACGGUUUCAUAAGUUAUGUGGAAUAUCGGCGCCAUGGAUCUAAGCCGUUAAAUCCAAAGUAAAUUCAACAAUAGGGGAAAAUUAUUUUAUAUUUUGUAGUGGUUUUUCGUUCAAUUUAUAUUUUAUAUAACUGGAAUUUCUUUCAACAGAUAUCUAUCGGUACUGAAAACAAGAAAUCUCUUUAAAACGGGACAAGAGAGAACUCUUAAUACCAUAAACUCUGAGUUAAUUUUAAAUGUUGUAAAUUGAACUUAUUUAUGUGGUUUAGUCUCACACGUCUUUUAGUAAUAUCAACUAUUGAAACUUUCUUGCAGUACAAAACGAAAUUUCUACCAAUUUGUAUUGGACGAAUAAUCACUAUUUUUUUAUAAAAAAAAACAAUUAAUCAUAUGACAGUCUAGUAUUAAAUAUUUUAAAACCCGCUCUUCUAUAAAUAUGACAUUUUUUGUGCAAUAAGACAUUUUUUUUUCUAAUAUUUGAUUGUUUUAGGUCGACCGCCCACGAUGCAACUAAUUUGAAACAAAGGUUGCAAACAAGUUGAUCUUGCAACAGUUUGGCAACGUAUAACAGCAGGGAGCUGGUGACUCUAAUGAAACUAGUUUGCAAUCGGCUGUACGUAACCAUGAUUCCGCGAUCGUAGUUGCAUUGCAGUUGUUGUUUGAUUGUAUGUUUAUUUUUAAUUUUUUUCAAUAUGAGUAAUCAAGAACUGAACCUCAAAUUUGUGGAAAAAGUGGACAAACAGCUUUUUAUCGACAAUCCAUAUAAAGCUAUAAAUGUUCUAUCUGUCUGAGACAGUUUUUGGACUGCUAUGAACAGUCUAGAGUUCUAGAUGGAUCCAAUAUUCUCUCUGUAUCCUACGGUAUUGAUAAUAAUUGAUGACGUCUUCCUUAUCUGAGUCUCAAUACAUUGAGAAAUUACCUUUCACUGCUGCACCAACUGAUUACAAGUCGUAUCCGUGUACGCUCAAAAGUUUUAUUUUGAUUGGAAAACUAUUGCAAGGUUAACUGGUUUGCAACCUCUGUUUCACAACAGUUGCAUCGUAGACGGUAAAUUAAAUGAAAAUGUGCAUUAUAACUUAACAAUAAUUAUACAAUUACCAACCACAAACCAUCUGAUUAAUUUUAUUAAAUCAUUCUCUCCAUCAUCAUUCAAUCUAACAAGUUUUGUAAGAUAUAAUGCAUCUUUAUAAAGGCUGUAAAAAUCCGGACAUUUUAAGUGAAUUUAAGAAUUUAUUAUUUAAGUUGAAAAUGUUGUUAAUUUUAUUUUAGAUUUCAUUUUUAGUUAUUUCAAAAAGGGGCAAAGUAUUUUGUAUAUAUUUGAUCUGGGUUUUUGUAUACUUUUAAAAGAAAAAAAAACGUAUUUUUUCCA
Molecule: messenger RNA, 2119 nt
Organism: Diorhabda carinulata
Lineage: Eukaryota; Metazoa; Arthropoda; Insecta; Coleoptera; Chrysomelidae
Product: multiple coagulation factor deficiency protein 2 homolog
Exons: 4
Coding region: 130-813 (227 amino acids)
Molecular function (GO): calcium ion binding
Source: RefSeq, a predicted model, not a curated record